UGACAGGUUGCCAUGUAGAGUUGACAGGUUGCCAUGAUGAGUUGACAGGUUGCCAUGUUGAGUUGACAGGUUGCCAUGUUGAGUUGACAGGUUGCCAUGUUGAGUUGACAGGUUGCCAUGUUGAGUUGACAGGUUGCCAUGUUGAGUUGACAGGUUGCCAUGUUGGGGCUCUAUAGGCAUGCAGCAGCCUGAUUGGACUCUUUGUGAUGACAUCACGUCUUCAUGGAAAUGCGGCUCGUUGUUUCCACUUUGAGUGACGCUGAUUGCAUUUCAACAGCAAUUUCAGCAACUCCAUGAACUCUGUGGCGUUGCAACAGAGCGUCUUCCAAAUAUAAUUACUAUUUCAGUUUUCAUGGAUCUGCAAUCGAUCCUGACUUAAAAAGACGAUGGAUUGUAAAGAUCCGCUGCGCCAAAUUCCGUCUGCAGGCGAAACUGCUGCUGGGGGAAGAAGGUAGAUCAAGUGGCGUCCUGGUUUUAUGUGAACGUCUCAGCCUGAAAGAGCCAGCGAGCAGAACCUGUUGCUCUGUCCCAGAACUGUCCGGCCUGGACGCGGCAACGCAUGAAAACGAGAAAUGAAAAGAAAUUCAAGCCCCAGCAGAUCCAGGAACUGAAAACCCACAGGGUCUGAUGACGACCUUCCAUUUCACACAAGGUGAAAUCGUUCACCUGAGCGCCGCUCUCUGACCUCCUGACCUGCUCCUCAUUGCCAUGGCGACCACGCUGGAGACGACGCUGCUGGAGCCGCGGUCCGGCUGGCCGGACGUCCAGCAGGACGCCCAGCAGGACGCCUGCCUGGACCCCGGGGGCCGCUACUCGGUGGUCCCCUCUGUGGUCUGCUCCAUGUGCUGCCUCUUCGGCAUCAUCUACUGCUUCUUCGGUUACCGCUGCUUCAAGGCGGUGAUGUUCCUGACGGGCCUGAUGUUCGGUUCCGUGGUCAUCUUCAUGCUGUGCUACAAGGAGCGCGUCCUGGACACCCAGCUGAGCGUGGAGGCCUCGGUGGGCAUCGGGCUGGGCGUCGGCACGCUGUGCGGCCUGGUCACCAUGCUGGUGCGCAGCGUGGGGCUGUUCAUGGUGGGGCUGCUGCUGGGGCUGCUGGUGGGCGUGGCCACCCUGGUGGGUAUGGCGGAGCUGUCCCAGGCCCCGUCGCGCUCCGUCUGGGUGCCGCUGGGCGUGCUGCUGGGCCUCGGCAUGCUGUUCGCCGUGCUGACGCUGCAGUGGCAGCGCCUCUUCACCACGCUGUCCACCGCUGCGUUCGGCGCCGCCGUCAUCACCGUGGCCCUGGACUACUUCCUGGAGCUGUUUGCGCUGCUGCUCUACAUCUACGAGCGGAUCAAGGUGGAGCCGGGGAAGCCGGUGUGUUGGAUGACCUGGCUGGUGCUGGGGGUGUGGCCGUCCCUCACCCUGCUGGGGGUCAUAGUUCAGUGGAAGGUAACCGCCGAGGGAUACUCCCACACCAAAGUGAUCAUCAGCCGCCAGCAGCGAAGGAUGCAGGUGAUGCGGAUUCGUCAACGAGACGACCGCUACCGCAACAAGAAGAAGAAGAAGCAGCAACAUGGCUCUUCCCACCACAACCAGGCCAAGCAGCUCAACACCGAGCCCGCCUACCGCCGCAAGCCCAACCCCAUCCGCCGCUACGACACCGACGUCCUGUCGCCGAGUUACAUCCAGAGUUUCCGGGACCGGCAGGUUCAGGCGCAGCCCUUCCCUGGCCGGCUGGUAGGAGGCGCUCACGCUGUGGUGGAGAUGGGCUACGACUGCAGCUCCACGACGCCCCUCACCGGGGCCGCGGGGCCGCCUCUCCGGGCCUGACCUCUGAUCCCUCACAGGCCUGAUCAGGAGGAACGGCCUACAGCCACCGACCACCGGAUUGACAGGCAACCUCCUGGUGUUGACCUCUGACCCGGCAGGGACAAUCUGCAAAGUCUUGACAGAUGAGCUGGGCUUGCUGUAGCUAAGGAGCUAAGCUAGCCACUGACUUUGUGAUGCAUGCAGACGAUAAACACACACACACACACACACCACGACUCCAACCCUGAAGGAACCCAGUGACCCGGUUGUGAGCUUUCUGUCUCCAUCUUCAGACAUCAACUCCAGUGGUUCCACUGUGAACCCAGCUCAGGUUCUAACACCAGAUUGGUCAAAGAUCCGGGUCACCAUCCAUCUCUGGGUCACCAUUCAACUUGUCCAUUAGUUCUGCAGAAGCAACCGGCUCAAACAAAUCAUUGAGCUUGACCAGGAAAGAACAGCUCAACACCGACUGAACGUGUUUUCUUUGUGCAAUCUGGACCACGAUGACCUUCUGUGAAACCAGAAGAGACAUUUUCUGUGUAAUGGAGGGGACUCCCUUGGACUCCCCUGGUCUCCCUUGGACUUUCUUGGACUCCCUUGGUCUCCCCUGGUCUCCCUUGGUCUCCCUUGGUUUCCCUUUGACUCCCCUGGUCUCCUUUGGACUUUCUUGGACUCUCUUGGUCUCCCCUGGUCUCCCUUGGACUCUCUUGGUCUCCCCUGGUGCUGGACAGAACUCUGCUGUCGUGUCAAACUGCCUCGCCUCUCCUUGGACUGCCAGGUCAGCCAACCCAAUUGCUCAGUUGGACGCUUCUCUUUGGUACCCAUUGCAAUACCAAACCGGGUUUAGUUGUUUCCCACAGAGAGUGUUCUGUUUACACCGGUACCUCCCUAACACCUGGAAACUGGUUUCAGAAACCCGUUUGGUGUGGGACCAGCGCCGCCUCAAACAGCUGAAGUUCCUCUAAAAACAUGUUUAUCUUUUUGUUUCAUCAUGCAAACACCAAACUCACCUCAACAUCCAUUCAGACGUCAAGUGGAACCGUCUUAGCGGAAGCUAAAGUCUGAACUGGAUUUUAGAAAAAACAUCUUGAGUACUGAACUGCUAACACUGCAGCAUCUAGCAUGGCAGCCAUUUUGAAUGUUGGAGCUAUUUACUUUUUACAUUAAAAGAUUGAGUUGAAAUUGAUUCAUGUAAACAAAACUUUUACACAGAUUCCAAAACUUUAUUUCACUGAAAGUUUACCGGCCACAUAAACUAAUGUGUAAUGUAGCACAAUGCUAAUGUGCUACAUUACACAUUAGUUUGUCCAAUUAGCCCAUGAACAUAGAUAUAUCUGUGUGUACCUUCUGCUAAUAAGAAGCUAACAUAAAGCUAGCGUUAGCCUCUUUGGUUCUGAUCCAGCCUGAGGUGCCGGUGUGAA
Molecule: messenger RNA, 3209 nt
Organism: Poeciliopsis prolifica (blackstripe livebearer)
Lineage: Eukaryota; Metazoa; Chordata; Actinopteri; Cyprinodontiformes; Poeciliidae
Product: transmembrane protein 198-B-like
Exons: 5
Coding region: 709-1809 (366 amino acids)
Biological process (GO): positive regulation of canonical Wnt signaling pathway
Cellular component (GO): cytoplasmic vesicle; plasma membrane
Source: RefSeq, a predicted model, not a curated record